Jatropha curcas is the source of this 2881-nucleotide messenger RNA. RefSeq names its product protein ALTERED PHOSPHATE STARVATION RESPONSE 1. The record is from RefSeq and is a predicted model, not a curated record. NCBI's taxonomy places the organism in Eukaryota, Viridiplantae, Streptophyta, Magnoliopsida, Malpighiales, Euphorbiaceae.
UAUAUAUAUAAAAUAUAAAAUCGCCACCAAAACUGAAACCUCUUCUCUGUUCAACAAAGAUAAAAUUUUUCCUCAAAAAAUCUUUUUGUCAAUGCAUUUUAGCUCUGCAUUUCCCUCUUUCUAGCCAAGAAAUGAAAUGGGUUGCAACAGAACAUCUCCAAGACCAAAGUUUGAAGCUAAACUAGGCCACGCUGUUUCUAAACAUGAAAUGGGUUUCUUCAAAACAUUACAAAAUCUCUGAAAAACACGUAGUAAGGCCCUGUAUCAAACUGCCCCACCUCCUUUUUAUACUAAAAGAAUACAAUAAUUCUUUUAAGGAAACAAUCUUUUUCUCUAAAAGAAGCCAAAAACCCUUCUCUAGUUUUAACAAACAGUGAAAACAAUAAUGGGAUGUGUUGCUUCAAAGCUUGAAGAAGAAGAAGUUGUUUGUAUUUGUAGAGAGAGAAAACGUUUACUAAAGCAAGCUGUGGAGAGAAGAUAUGAACUAGCAGAAGCACAUUGUAGAUAUUAUCAAUCUCUUUAUGCAGUUUCAGCUGCUAUAAAGCUUUUUGUAGCCCGCCAUUCUUCACCAACUUCACCAUUUCUUAUUACUUUCCCCCCUCCUUGCCCUUCUCCACCUUCUACUGACCAAAAAAUUGUUACAAACCCUAUUUUUCUUCAACAAGAGCCAUCAGAGACCAAGACCCAUGAAACUAUUGGUUGUGAGUCAUGUGGGUCUUCAACAAGUUCAGAUUCUAGUGAAGAAGAAAUGGCUAAAGAAGAAGAAGAAAGGGAAGACAUGGGUAAAGGACAUUUUGGGUACUUUUAUAUGCAAAUGCAACCACCACAGUCACCGCAGACAGAUUUUGGUUGGGAUUUUUUUAAUCCAUUUGAUACAAUGAGAGUACCAGAAAUUGUAAGUGGGUAUAGGAGAAGUUCUGAUGAUGAUUUAAGGGUUGUAAGGGAAGAGGAGGGGAUUCCAGAGCUAGAAGAAGAAGAAAAAGAGGAAAAACCAGUUGUAUUUGAAGAGAAAGAGAAAGGAGAGGUUGAAGAAAGUGGAAAUGAUGUUGAUAUGGUUAAGGUGGUGGAAGAAGGUGUUAAUGGAAGCCAAGGAGCGCAAAAAGGGCUUACUGUUAUUGAUGUACCAGAAAAAGGUAGAGAACUGUUAGAGGCAUUGAAGGAUAUCGAAGACCAUUUUAUUAGGGCUUAUGAUUCUGGUAAGGAUCUUUCAAGAAUGCUUGAGGCUAACAGAGUUUAUUUGCAGUCUGGGUUGGAGGAAAUAAAAGAGAACUCAACAAAGCUCAUCCAAGCUAUUACAUGGCAUCGGUCAAUUUCAUCGAAGCCUUCAUCAUGCAAGAGUCUUGUGGCAUCCAGUUCCAAAGGUUCAACUUGGACAGAAUAUAAGAACGAUCUGUUUGAUGAUUAUGGAGGAAUGGAUUCAGGAAGCCAUUCACUAACACUCGGGAGGUUGUACGCUUGGGAAAAGAAGCUCUAUGAAGAAGUCAAGGCUGGAGAUAGCACACGGAAACUUUAUGAAAGGAAAUGUUCACGACUGAGAAACCAUGAUGUCCAAGGAGAAGAUUAUCUUGCCAUGGACAAGACCAGAGCAGCAGUAAAAGAUUUAUAUGCUAGGAUUUUGGUUGCAAUUAGAAGUGCUGAGUCAAUCUCAAAGAGAAUUGAAAAACUUAGAGAUGAAGAAUUGCAGCCUCAAAUAGUAGAACUCUUAAAAGGCCUAACCCACACAUGGAAGAUCAUGUUGGAAUCGCAUGAAACCCAAAACAAGAUUCUCUUUGAAGUGAAAUCUUUUGCCUCUCCUGCACAUGGAAAGUUCUGCAAUGACUCUCAUAGGCUUGCAAUACUUCAGCUUGAGGCAGAGAUUAAUAAUUGGCGCUCGUGCUUUACUGAGUAUGUUGCAGCACAAAAGGCAUAUGUCGAAGCUCUGCAUGGUUGGUUAACUAAGUUCUUAGUACCUGAAGUUGAAUUGUACUCUAGAGGCAGGAGUUCUGCAGCACCAUAUCGGGCUGCAGGUCCCCCAUUGCUAGUGAUCUGUCAUAAUUGGUUAUCUUCAAUGGAGAACUUACCACAUAAGUCGGUAUGUUUUGCAUUGAAAAGCUUUUCAAAGGACGUAAGGGCUUUAUGGGCGCAACAAGGAGAGGAACAGCAACAGAAGCGAAAAGUUGACAAUCUUGCAAAAGAACUUGACAGAAGGACUCUAACAUUACAAAAAGCUGAGACCAGGUGUCUGGAAUCCAAGUUUAUAGAAUACAAAUCUGAACAGGAUGUAGAAAACCGUGAUUACAACUUGACAGAGAAGAAAGAUCAGUUGGACAUAUUAAGGCAGAAGCUGGACAUAGAAAAAGAAAAACACCACAACUGCAUGCAGGAAACACAGAGAAUCACAUUAAGUGGAUUUCAGACAGGAUUUUCGACAGUUUUUGAGUCCUUAACAGAUUUCUCCAAGGCUUCUAUGAAAAUGUACAACGAUCUUGUGAAUUGCAGUCAGAAUCUUGGAAAACUAGAUAACCAAUCAUAUAUAGAAGGUGCUGAGGUUGAAGAAAGUGGCGGCAGGUGACAAUUAAAAAAAAAAGCUUUAAAUGAGCUUCUAAGAAUCUACUAGUGUUUGUGGAUUGCUUGUAUAUUAUUUCACGUCGAAGCAGCUCGCUGAGACAAAUUAAUUUCUGUUUUUCCAGGUUUUUAAAAUGGAUUAGUAGAUUGUUUAUUGAGAAUGGAUGUUAUUUGUAUUGCCUACAUUUUGGUUGCAAAUUUCCUUGUUUCUUGCAUCUUUUUGAAGAAAGUACAAGAAAUGCAAAGAUGGGGAAAUUCCAGUAGGCACUUCUUGUAAUUACUUAUAUUAUAAAAAUGGCGCUGAAAUAGAGGAGUUUAGUAUUGUUUUUGUGGUAAA